GUCAAAUCAAAUCACAUUGAAAUAGAGCAUACCAACAUUACUCAAGACAUCCUUCUAUCAUCAUCAUGGCUGCAUCUCUCGAACUUUUUGUCUUCCCUUGGGGAGUAAGCCCUCGUCGAGUCUUACUCUACCUUGCAGAAAAAGGCAUCCUGUCCCACCCCCAGAUCAAAAUCACCGACGUUGCCAUAACUGCUAAGGUGGAGCUUGUCGCACCAGGAAAGCCCCCCGGCAGCGUGCCAAUUCUCCGGCUCCCAGAUGGAACCUUUAUCAAGCAAUCAGUUGCCAUCCUCGACUAUCUAGAAGAUAUCUGCGACAACCCCGAUCCGCAGCAGCUUUGGCAAGUCGAGCUUGCUCAAAGCGCUGGCGCCAAACGCAGCAUGCGCGGGAUCACGGCUGAGGAAAGAGCCCGCACUCGCGAGAUGCUCCUCCUUGCCGAUGAGACUACAAACUACUUUGGGCUGGCAUGCCACAAGGGAUCCGAGCUCUUUGCGGCCCUUGAGCCAACGAACCCCGUCGCAGCUAAGCUCAUCCUCGACUGGGCCCAGCGGCCGCUGAAGUUAUUGGAAGGAUACUAUACUGAGGAGUCGCACUUUGAGGGUGAUGGAGGAUUUGUUACGGUUGCAGACUGUGUAUUGUACUCGCUGCUGGAGUUUGCGAAGGAGUUUUACGAAGUGGAUUUGCUAUCUGACCCGGAGCUCGCUGGUUUACGGAGGUUUUACCAAGCGUUCAAGCAGAGGCAAAGCGCGCAGAUCCCAGAUGAUCACUUCCCACAGGAUCUGAAGAAGCUAGCCUGCCAGUGGAUUGUAUGAUCUUAAGAUUGUCUCAAAGUUUAUAGCAUCAGUGUAUGACUCGGGGCUUAGUUUAGUAGGGGUACAUAGUAAGCUAUACUGACAGUAAUAUUGGAACUUGAGGCACUUAUGUGCUUACCCCUCCCCAUCGGGCGAAUUGUUUUUGGCACUAUUGGC
Messenger RNA from Ilyonectria robusta, 965 nucleotides. RefSeq lists its product as uncharacterized. Bases 66 to 809 code for a protein of 247 amino acids. The record is from RefSeq and is a predicted model, not a curated record. The transcript has a single exon. Lineage: Eukaryota; Fungi; Ascomycota; Sordariomycetes; Hypocreales; Nectriaceae.